AUGGAUGAUUUCAUCGCUACCCCGUCCGACCUUCGCGGCACCCGCCAUGUGGACAAAAUGGCGCCCGGGUCCCCAGACUCUGAAAUGACGGGGGACUCCCAGUCGGAACCCAACCAAGCAGGAGACCUGUCUCAAAUCAGAAUGGAGCUCUCUCAGAUCUCCAGGAGGAUGCUCACCAAAGCUGACACAAGCCCCAUUGUACAGGAACUUAGAGCUGCACUGAGGGAAGAGCUGGCGGGCCUGCGCGAAGAUCUGUCCACCCUGGAGCAGAGAGUAGAUGAAAUGGAGUCAGUGGCGAGGGGCUGCGACGACCAGCACAGAGCAACUGAAGUGGCAGUUACCAGGCAGGGUAACAUGCUCCUUACCCUCCGGAGACAAGUGGAGGAUUUGGAGAACAGAAGCAGACGCAAUAAUAUCCGCGUUCGCGGCCUGCCUGAAAAGGAAGACGAGCCGCUCCCAGACACCCUGUCAAUGCUGUUCACACAGCUCCUCGGAGCUGCACCGCCCGCUACGAUCACCAUAGACCGCGCUCACAGAGCCCUGGGGCCCGCGAGACAGGAGGGCAGCCCCAGGGAUGUGGUCUGCUGCAUCACCACUCCAGGCCUAAGAGACAGAAUUAUGGCGGCGGCCAGGGGCCUUCCAUCCAUACAGUUUCGCGGAACAGCAGUCUCACUAUACCAAGAUCUCUCUAGCCUGACCCUAGAUGCGAGGCGGGCCCUGAGGCCGGUCACCAGUGCCCUGAGAGACAAGGGGAUUCCGUAUCGCUGGGGUUUCCCGUUCAGUCUGCAGGCGAAACAUGGGAAUGCUUGGAUCACGGCCCGCUGGCCGGAAGACGUCCCAAGGUUCCAGAGGGCCCUGGGUUUAGCACCAUCGAGAAUUCGCAACUGGAUUCUGGACGAAGCGGCUGCUUCACGAAGAGAUCCACUGCUGCCACUCCAGGACGCCGAUGCGGCUACAGGUAGACCACCGGAGCCGCGCAGGAGAGGUGGGCCUAACGGCCCGGAAGAAUAG
Pelobates cultripes (western spadefoot toad) is the source of this 1011-nucleotide messenger RNA. NCBI's taxonomy places the organism in Eukaryota, Metazoa, Chordata, Amphibia, Anura, Pelobatidae. The record is from the annotation of a GenBank genome assembly.